Messenger RNA from Arabidopsis thaliana (thale cress), 879 nucleotides. RefSeq names its product Polynucleotidyl transferase, ribonuclease H-like superfamily protein. Bases 1 to 879 code for a protein of 292 amino acids. Gene Ontology annotation, molecular function: RNA-DNA hybrid ribonuclease activity; nucleic acid binding. The record is from RefSeq and is marked reviewed. NCBI's taxonomy places the organism in Eukaryota, Viridiplantae, Streptophyta, Magnoliopsida, Brassicales, Brassicaceae. The transcript has a single exon.
AUGGCCUAUAGACAUCUAUUUAGAGAGGCGAGCUGUGUGAGAUGUCCAGAUAGUAGAGAAACAGUGAACCACCUAUUAUUCAAAUGUUGCUUCGCUAGACUUGUCUGGGCUAUUUCACCGAUCCCAGCAUAUCCUGAAGGAGAGUGGACUGAUUCUUUGUACGCCAAUUUGUAUUGGGUUCUUAACUUGGAAGUGGAAAUUCCAAAGUUGGGAAAAAUUGGCAAUCUUGUGCCUUGGCUCCUGUGGCGUCUGUGGAAAUCACGGAAUGAGCUGAUGUUUAAAGGAAAGGAGUAUGAUGCCCCGGAAGUUCUGAGACGAGCGAUGGAAGACUUUGAGGAAUGGAGUACUAGACGGGAGCUUGAAGGGAAAGCCUCUGGUCCUCAAGUGGAGAGAAAUCUUUCGGUGCAAUGGAAAGCUCCUCCUUAUCAAUGGGUGAAGUGUAACACAGACGCUACAUGGCAGUUGGAAAAUCCUAGGUGUGGUAUUGGAUGGAUCCUCCGUAACGAGAGUGGAGGAGUCUUGUGGAUGGGAGCAAGAGCUCUGCCAAGGACGAAGAAUGUGUUGGAAGCAGAGCUGGAAGCUUUGCGGUGGGCAGUUCUCACGAUGAGCAGAUUUAACUAUAAAAGAAUAAUUUUUGAAUCUGAUGCUCAAGCUCUAGUUAAUCUGCUGAAUUCUGAUGACUUUUGGCCAACCCUUCAACCGGCUUUGGAAGACAUUCAGCAGCUGCUCCAUCAUUUUGAAGAGGUCAAGUUCGAGUUCACUCCAAGAGGCGGUAACAAAGUGGCGGAUAGAAUAGCACGGGAAUCUAUUUCGUUCUCGAAUUAUGAUCCCAAAUUGUUUUCUAUUGUGCCACAGUGGCUUAGAAGCACUUUGAUUUAA